AAUAAUAAUAAUGAUGACUGCUCAAGUUCCAGCUGGUAAAUUCAUUGCCUUUGACUAUGUCGAAUUCUGGGUUGGUAAUGCCGUCCAAGCUCGUGAUUACUACAUUUCUCGUUUCGGAUUCAAGCCAUACGCAUUUAAAGGAUUAGAAACUGGUUCCAAGGAAUUGGUGACCCACGUUAUCAGACAAAACAAUACAAUUCUUGCUUUCAGUUCACCACUCUUGCCUGCUUCAAAGAGUGCUAUUGCCAAGGAAAUGACAGCUCACCAUGCUGAACACGGUGAUGGUGUCAAGGAUAUUGCUUUCACUGUUGAUAAUGCUGAAGCAAUUUAUAAGGCUGCUGUCGAAAAUGGAGCCAUUUCUGUCAGAGAACCAACUGUCUUGACUGAUGAAUUGGGAAGUGUCAAGAUUGCUAGUGUCAGAACUUAUGGUGAAACUAUUCACACUUUUGUUGAAAGAGCCGAAUAUAAGGGUAAAUUCUUGCCAGGUUUCAGAAUUAUUGAAGAAUCAAUUGUUGAACCAUUCGAAAAUUUCACUCCAAGUCUUGGUUUGUUGUACGUUGACCACAUUGUCGGUAAUCAAGGAUGGGGAGAAAUGACUCCUGUCUGUGACUGGUACGAACAAAAGCUCGGAUUCCACAAAUUCUGGAGUGUUGAUGAUUCUGUUAUGCACACUGAAUUCAGUGCUUUGAGUUCUACUGUUAUGGCUGAUUCGGAAGAAAAUGUCAAGAUGCCAAUCAAUGAACCUGCCAAGGGUAAGAAGAUGUCACAAAUUGAAGAAUUUGUUAAUUUCUAUGGUGGUGCUGGUGCCCAACAUAUUGCUUUGAGAACUGAAGAUAUUAUUCACACUGUCACACAAAUGAGAGCUCGUGGUGUUGCCUUCUUGCCAACUCCAGACUCUUACUAUGACAAUUUGAGAAAGAGAUUAGCUCAUGCUCCAAUUACUGUCAAGGAAGAUAUUGAUGUUCUUCAAAAGUUGAAGAUUUUGGUUGACUUUGACGAUAAGGGAUACUUGUUGCAAAUCUUUACCAAGCCAGUUGAAGAUAGACCAACCUUGUUCUAUGAAAUUAUUCAAAGAGCUAACAAUUCAGGAUUUGGUGCUGGUAACUUUAAGGCUCUCUUUGAAUCCAUUGAACAAGAACAAGAAAGACGUGGUACUUUGGUUGAAACUUGUGAUUACAAGAUUCAAUGUUAAGUCCACAAUCGAUCAUGACCAUUGUGUAAAUUUUUGUAAAUAAAACAAUAAAACAAUUUUGUA
Molecule: messenger RNA, 1255 nt
Organism: Naegleria gruberi
Lineage: Eukaryota; Heterolobosea; Eutetramitea; Acrasida; Naegleriidae
Exons: 2
Coding region: 11-1192 (393 amino acids)
Biological process (GO): L-tyrosine catabolic process
Molecular function (GO): 4-hydroxyphenylpyruvate dioxygenase activity
Source: RefSeq, a predicted model, not a curated record